Messenger RNA from Cydia pomonella (codling moth), 1329 nucleotides. RefSeq names its product 3-oxoacyl-[acyl-carrier-protein] reductase FabG-like. The transcript has a single exon. The record is from RefSeq and is a predicted model, not a curated record. The coding region runs from base 401 to 1168 and encodes 255 amino acids. Lineage: Eukaryota; Metazoa; Arthropoda; Insecta; Lepidoptera; Tortricidae.
ACAAUAAAAUACGCGUUUAUAAUAAAAUAGACUUAUUUGAUAUCAUUUUAAUUAUUGUCAGAAUGACCUGAGUGAAUGUGAGAUGUCGGACAUUUACAGUUACGAUAAGUAUACAUGAAAGAGGCUUAGCAAAUAGGUAAUAAAAGAGGUAAUAUAUUUUAUGACAUUACGUUCUCAAUACGUCCUGAUAAGACAUACAUAACUCUAAGUAUAAUUACAUUUGUAUAUCAAAAUAAACAUAAUAGAUACCAUCCUUGUUGUAAUGACGCUUAUCAUUUUUAUUUAUAAGAUAAAUUAGAUAACUAACAAUCGCAAAUUCCCAAGAUAAUAUGUAGCUCAUAUUCAUUUAACGGUUCGCACCGUACGCACUGACUAUUAAUAAUUAAAUAAAAAUAUAACAAUGUUCAACAACAAAGUAGUGAUAGUAACGGGUGCAAGCUCAGGUAUUGGAGCAGCAGUGGCGCUACUUUUUGCCAAAGAAGGUGCCAAUGUAGCAAUUGUUGCCAGAAAUCAUGCUAAACUUACCGACAUUGGGAAGAAAAUCGAAGCAACAGGCAUGAAACCAGUCAUCAUCCAAGCUGAUAUCUCCAACGAUUCUGAAGCUGCAACUGUCAUCUCAAAAACCAUCGACAAUUUUGGAAAGCUGGAUAUACUUGUCAACAAUGCUGGCAUUAGUUCACCAGGAUCUAUUAUGAACGGCAAAAUUUUAGAAGCGUACGAUGAAGUAAUGAAGACUAAUGUCCGAGCUGUGAUCCAUCUUACAAGCGUAGCUACUCCGUAUUUAGCUAAGACUAAAGGAAAUAUAAUAAAUAUUUCAAGCGCAGCAGCAUUUAGACCAAGCAAAGAACCAACGAGCUCACCAUAUUACAUAUCAAAAGCAGCUUUAGAUCAUUUUUCAAGAUGCGCAGCUUUAGAAUUAGCUUCGCAAGGAAUCAGAGUGAAUACAGUAAAUCCUGGACCAGUAGACAACGAUUUUUUUACUAACAACGGUGGGGAAAAUAGUCGUAAAAGUGAUAUUAAAAAAAUUAUGCAAGAAUUUACUGCUCUUGGUUAUCUUUCCACGAAUGAAGAGAUAGGAGAUGUGAUAUUGUUUUUAGCUAGUGAUAAAGCUAAAAGUGUUACUGGAUCUAGCUAUUCUAUUGAUAACGGUAUUCUUUUAAAGUAUUAAUUAAAUGCAAAUAUAAACAGUGCAAAAAAGUUAGGGAACAAAUAUUAUAAAAUAUUGUGUGUAAUAAUUUAACUUACAUAUAACAAGUAUGUUGACGUAAACUGUAAAUUUAUAUAUGGUAGGAAAAAAACGAUAAAAAAUGGAAGUGACAAUAUAGGUUA